AUGGCUUCUCCAGAGCCUGGCGGUGAUCGAAAGAUGGACCAAACGACAUUUCAAGAAAUGGAUCGAACUCCCACCAGCCCUGAGCAUGGCCCUCAAUCUGACAAUAUGCCUCUGAUGCAAGCCGUCCGCCUCUACCCCAAGAUAGUCGCCUGUGCAUUCGGCCUCGCAUUAGCAUUCCUUCUCACGGGGUACGACACCGUGAUCCUCGGCACCAUCACCGCAGUACCAUACUUCAAACACGAAUUCGGCGAGCUAUACAACGGCGCAUACAUCAUCCCAGCCUCAUGGCUCUCAAUAUGGAGCGCUAUCGGACCGGUAGGCUCAAUGGUCGGUGCAGUCAACGCUGGGUGGCUCCAAGACCGCAUUGGACGGCGCUGGUCGCUCGCGCUGAGCUGCUUCGUCUGCGCUGUUGGAAUCGCCAUCGCUUUCUGCUCCAACCUGCCCGCCGAGAUGAACUCUAGACGGGGUGCGUUUCUCGUUGGAAGGACGGUACAGGGAUGGGGCGUUGGUGGUGCUAUGGCUGGUGCUCAGACGUAUCUUUCCGAGACUGUGCCGACUAGUCUGCGUGGAUCGGCGAUGGCACUCUCGCCGACUUUCAUGCUUCUCGGCGAGCUAAUUGGGGCUGCUGUUAUCUAUGCCUGUGAGAAGAAGACGUCAGCGGUGGCUUAUCUCAUUCCGUUUGGUACGCAGUGGAUCACAACCGUCUUGCCCUUUGUGCUGGUCUGUUUCUUGCCUGAGAGUCCGUCGCAUUUGAUUCGGAAGGGGAAUAUGGAGGCUGCCCAUCGUGCGUUGGCAUGGUUUCACACUGAUCGAGUCGACGUGUCUGCGCUACUUGACCAGAUGCGUCUGUCUAUCGCGCAUGAGGAGGCCAUGUCACGAGAGUUGGCAUAUGUUGAUUGUUUCAAGGGGGUUAAUCGGCGUCGGACGAUGAUUGUGGCUUUCUCCUUUGUUGUUCCCAGUUUCUUUGGCGUCCCUCUGCUGGCAAGUGCUAGUUAUUUUAUGCAGGUUGUUGGGAUGGCGUCGAGUCUCAGUAUCAUUGUACUGAUCCUUGGCAUUGUCUUGGGUCUCAUCGCCAAUGCCGUUGGUGUUUGGCUCAUGAGUCGUUUUGGAAGACGUCUGUUGAUGCUGAGCACUUUGGCGGUCACAACUGUCAUUUGGCUGAGCAUGGGAAUUGCAGGUUGUUGGUCAGGAAACAUUGUUAUAUGGUAUACUGCUGCCUGCAUGAUGGCCGUCGUCGUGGUUUGCGGCCUGGGAGCAUGGCCAGCGUCAUAUGCAGUCUCUGGAGAGACAUCAUCUCUACGCCUACGAGCUAAAACCCAAGGUAUCGGUGUUCUGUGCUAUAUGUUGUCAAAUGUGGUGUUCAACCUCAUUCUUCCAUAUAUCUACAACACAGAUGCCGGAGAUCUCAAGGGAAAAACAGGCUUUGUUUAUGCAGGCUUGUGCUUAUUGACAUUUGGCAUUACCUGGCUAAUCAUCCCUGAGAUGAAGGAUCGCACAGCUCUUGAGGUUGACGCGAUGUUCGAGGCGGAUCUGCCCUGCUCAGAAUUCAAGAACUGGAACCCAGAGGCUCUACCCACAUAUAGCAAAGAGGAGGCUCUGUGA
Messenger RNA from Penicillium soppii, 1602 nucleotides. RefSeq lists its product as uncharacterized. The record is from RefSeq and is a predicted model, not a curated record. Lineage: Eukaryota; Fungi; Ascomycota; Eurotiomycetes; Eurotiales; Aspergillaceae. Gene Ontology annotation, biological process: carbohydrate transport; transmembrane transport. The transcript has 2 exons. Gene Ontology annotation, cellular component: membrane. The coding region runs from base 1 to 1602 and encodes 533 amino acids. Gene Ontology annotation, molecular function: carbohydrate:proton symporter activity.